Molecule: messenger RNA, 369 nt
Organism: Vanderwaltozyma polyspora DSM 70294
Lineage: Eukaryota; Fungi; Ascomycota; Saccharomycetes; Saccharomycetales; Saccharomycetaceae
Gene: ACP1
Product: acyl carrier protein
Exons: 1
Coding region: 1-369 (122 amino acids)
Biological process (GO): fatty acid biosynthetic process
Cellular component (GO): mitochondrion
Molecular function (GO): acyl binding; acyl carrier activity
Source: RefSeq, a predicted model, not a curated record
AUGUUUAGACAAUUGCUACGUACUGCUACUCCUUUAGCUCACAGACAAGCUGCUAUUGCAACUAAAAGAACAUCCAUUGUUCCUCAAAGUUUAAUGCGUUAUUAUUCUGCUAGUGGUUUGACCAAAGAUGAUGUUACAACUAGAAUUGUCGAUGUUAUUAAGGCCUAUGACAAGUCUUUGGCUGCUAAGCCAAUUUCUUUAGAAUCAACAUAUAAUAAGGAUUUGGGUUUAGAUUCUUUGGAUACUGUUGAACUAAUUGUUGCUAUCGAGGAGGAAUUCGAAAUCGAGAUCCCUGACAAAGUUGCAGAUGAGUUGAAGAACGUCGGUGAAACUGUGGAUUACAUUGUUUCAAACCCAGAUGCUAAUUGA